AUGCGGCGGUGCCGGGGCGCAGGGCUGGCGGGGCUGGCCGCGCUGCUCCUGGUGGCUGCGGCAAGAGCCCAGGUGCAGCAGGACCCAUUGGCAGAGACAACCGAGGGUACCAGCAUCAGCAUCAACUGCUCACACGCCAACAUACAGACAAACGAGGUCAUCCACUGGUACCGUCAGCUCCCCGGAGGAGGCCCCACAUUCCUCGUGAGCGGUCAUAAAGAGUCCAAAGAGCUGCGGGACCCGCCGGGGCGGCUGUCGGUGGCGGCAGACCGCCGGUCCAGCGCCCUGUGGCUCGCCCGGCCCCGGCGUGGGGACUCGGCGGUGUAUUACUGCGCCCUGAGGAGUCCCUAUGUCCCUGAGAAACAAGGAGUUGAAAGCAGCUCUGAGGAGAAUGGCAAGGCAGUGAAAGGCUGCUUCAGCCUAGAAAAGGUUCCUGACAGGCUUGGGGCAUCAACGACCUCUAGGAAGACUGUUCCAGAGUUUGAACCCCAAUGUGUGUACCUAGAGUAUAGUAAGACCUUUGACUGCCUCUCUCAGACUUCCUUUAUGACCACAUUGGUAACGAAUGGGUUCAGUAAGAGGAUGAUAAGAGCCACCGAGCACUCUCAGCCCGGGCGAGAGACCGCGAGUGGCGCCGGCACAGGGCUCAGCCCCGGGGCGGAGCUGGCGUCGGAGGAGAGGAGAGGAGGCGGCGGAGAGGAGGUGCCGCGGCUGGAGCAGUGA
Molecule: messenger RNA, 723 nt
Organism: Gavia stellata (red-throated loon)
Lineage: Eukaryota; Metazoa; Chordata; Aves; Gaviiformes; Gaviidae
Exons: 6
Coding region: 1-723 (240 amino acids)
Biological process (GO): response to bacterium
Source: RefSeq, a predicted model, not a curated record